Molecule: messenger RNA, 2400 nt
Organism: Sorex fumeus (smoky shrew)
Lineage: Eukaryota; Metazoa; Chordata; Mammalia; Eulipotyphla; Soricidae
Gene: KIF18B
Product: kinesin family member 18B
Exons: 15
Coding region: 1-2400 (799 amino acids)
Biological process (GO): microtubule-based movement
Molecular function (GO): ATP binding; microtubule motor activity; microtubule binding
Source: RefSeq, a predicted model, not a curated record
AUGGUGCUGGCCGUGGAGGACAGCACGGUGCGAGUGGUGGUGCGGGUGCGGCCGCCCACCCCGCGGGAGCUGGAGAGCCAGCGGCGGCCCGCGGUCCAGGUGGUGGACGAGCGCAUGCUAGUGUUCGACCCUGAGGAGCCCGACGGGGGUUUCCUGGGCCUCAAGUGGGGCGGCUCCCACGAGGGUCCCAAGAAGAAGGGCAGGGACCUGCCGUUCGUGUUCGACCGGGUGUUCGGUGAGGCAGCCAGCCAGCAGGACGUGUUCCAGCACACCACCCACGGCCUGCUCGACUGCUUCCUGCAGGGCUUCAACUGCUCAGUGUUUGCCUAUGGGGCCACUGGGGCUGGGAAGACACACACCAUGCUGGGCAGGGAGGGGGACCCUGGCAUCAUGUACCUGACCACCAUGGAGCUGUACCGGCGCCUCGAAGCCCACCAGGAGGAAAAGCAGUUUGAGGUGCUCAUCAGCUACCAGGAGGUGUACAACGAGCAGAUCCAUGACCUCCUGGAACCCAAGGGGCCGCUGGCCAUCCGGGAGGACCCUGACAAGGGCGUGGUGGUGCAAGGACUUUCCUUCCACCAGCCAACCUCAGCAGAGCAGCUGUUGGAAAUGCUGACCCGGGGGAACCGGAACCGCACGCAGCACCCCACUGAUGCCAACGCCGUCUCCUCUCGCUCCCACGCCAUCUUCCAGAUCUUUGUGAAGCAGCAGGACCGGGUGCCCGGCCUGACCCAGGCCCUGCGCGUGGCAAAGAUGAGCCUGGUGGACUUGGCAGGCUCGGAACGGGCAUCCAGCACCCAUGCCAAGGGCGAGCGGCUGCGGGAGGGCGCCAACAUCAACCGCUCCCUGCUGGCCCUGGUCAACGUGCUCAACGCCCUGGCUGAUGCCAAGGGCCGCAAGUCGCAUGUGCCCUACCGCGACAGCAAGCUCACGCGCCUGUUGAAGGACUCGCUGGGCGGCAACUGCCGCACCGUGAUGGUUGCGGCCGUCAGCCCCUCCAGCCUCUCCCUCGAGGACACCUACAACACCCUCAAGUAUGCCAGCCGUGCCAAGGAGAUCAAGCUCUCGCUGAAGAGCAACGUGGUCAGCCUGGACUGCCACUUCAGCCAGUAUGCCACCAUCUGCCAGCAGCUGCAGGCUGAGGUGGCGACCCUGCGGGAGAAGCUGCGUGUGUAUGAGGCCCGGGGUCCGGCCCCCCAGCCAGUGCUUCCACUCUCACCCAAAAUGGACCCUCCGCAGCGCCCUGGGCCCGGCACCCCACAGCCCCACCCAGGACCAGUUCUCCCAGUGGAGAGCCAGGCCAUGGAGGCCCAGGAAGAGGGGGGCAUGGAGGCGAAGGCUUCAGCCCAGGGGCUAGAGCAAACCUUCACCUUCCCACGAACCCAGUCCCCUGCCCUGCCGCUGCCGUCCCAGCCUCCCGCGGACCACCCGUCCUCGCCACCACUGGGCAGAGACCCAGCCAAACAGCUGGCCCUCCGGGUACUACGUCUGGCCCAGCGGCAGUUCUCCCUGCUCCAGGCGGCCAACCUCCUGACCCCUGACAUGGUGGCCGAAUUUGAGACCCUACAGCGGCUGGUACAAGAGGACCCAGGGCUCCCGGAGGCCUCUGGGAAGCUUGGGCCAGCCGGAGGGUCCUCUCUGGCCCCGGAGCUGAGCCAGGACACCAAGCCAUCAGGAUACUCCGGCCCUGUGACCCGCACCAUGGCCAAGCAGCUGGCGCUAGAGGUCCCACCUGGCCCCCACCACAACCCAGGCCAGAGCCCCCCACAGCCCGUGGAGAAGAAAAGGAGGAGGGGGCCAAGCCUCGUGGAGGCCGAGAGCUCCCCCGGCCCGGAGCAGGGCCUCAAGCGGCAGCGCCAGUCCUUCCUGCCCUGCCUGCGGAGGGGGUCCUUGCCAGAGGCGCCACCCCCCUCAGGCUCCCCGGCCCCCCAGGGGGGACAGGCCUCCUCCCCCUGCUGCUCCCCCCGUGUCUGCCCAGCCACCGUCAUCAAGAGCCGGGUACCCCUGGGCCCCUCCGCUCUGCAGAACUGCUCCACCCCGCUGGUGCCGCCUGCCCGGGAUCUCAACGCCACCUUCGACCUCUCCGACGAGCCGCCCUCCGGACUGGGCUUCCCCAUCUGCCAGGACCCGUCCUUCAUCCGCAGGUGGGGCCUGCUGCCCACUGACCUGUCCCCUCCCCUCCCCAGCGGCCCCUUGCCCGUGUUCACCAUGAGGGGACCCAAGCCUACGACUUCCUUUCCUGGGACUUCAGCCCGCAAGAAGAGGCGGAUUGUGAACGCCUCAGUCUCCCGCUCCCUGGGGGUCGCCCGGCGCCACAGCCGCAUCGCCCGUCUCCCCAGCAGCACCUUGAAGAAGCCACUGGACCUUUUGCUGCCCCAGCCUGAUCUCAGGGGCAAGUGA